This is a messenger RNA of Trifolium pratense (red clover), 846 nucleotides long. Its product is annotated as histone H3.3. Gene Ontology annotation, cellular component: nucleosome. NCBI's taxonomy places the organism in Eukaryota, Viridiplantae, Streptophyta, Magnoliopsida, Fabales, Fabaceae. The record is from RefSeq and is a predicted model, not a curated record. The transcript has 5 exons. The coding region runs from base 151 to 561 and encodes 136 amino acids. Gene Ontology annotation, molecular function: DNA binding; structural constituent of chromatin; protein heterodimerization activity.
CUAACUAAGAAAGCACACGGAUAGUAUCUUAUAUCCGUUGGAUCUCUGACCAAAUUGCUAUAUAUUUAUUUCCCUUUACAAAGUUUUAGAUUCUUUCCCCAAUCUUCAGCGAACGAGUUUCAGAGAAGAAAAAAGCAAAAGUUUCGAGAGAUGGCACGUACAAAGCAAACUGCUCGUAAGUCAACUGGUGGAAAGGCACCAAGGAAGCAACUUGCAACCAAGGCUGCACGUAAGUCUGCCCCAACUACUGGUGGAGUUAAGAAACCACAUCGUUAUCGCCCUGGAACUGUUGCUCUUCGUGAGAUUAGGAAGUACCAGAAGAGUACUGAGCUCUUGAUCAGGAAGCUCCCCUUCCAGAGGUUGGUUCGUGAAAUUGCUCAGGAUUUCAAGACUGAUCUUCGUUUCCAGAGCCAUGCUGUUCUUGCAUUGCAAGAAGCUGCUGAGGCAUACCUAGUUGGACUCUUUGAGGACACCAACUUGUGUGCCAUCCAUGCCAAGCGUGUUACUAUCAUGCCCAAGGAUAUCCAGUUGGCUCGUAGGAUCCGUGGAGAGCGUGCUUAAGGAUGCUGUGAUCGGUGCUGUUUAGAUGGAGUGGCUGCUGAUAGUGUUUUGUUAUUGAAAUGAAUAGUUGUUUAGGGAAAUACCGUUUAUUCUCGUAGUCUGAUUAAUUGUGAUGAUAGAAAUAUACUUGCUAUCUUAAUUUUAGAUUUUGGGUUGUAUUUGCUUUCAAUGAUUUCAGAUCUUUUAAAUGUUUAUAUUUUUACUGGGUAUGCAGCCACUCAGGAUUUGUAUUGUGGACAACCAUUUGUUGCCAUCUAAUCUAGUAUUUUCUAGCUUUUGUGGAUA